This is a messenger RNA of Mugil cephalus (flathead mullet), 2100 nucleotides long. RefSeq names its product plexin domain-containing protein 2-like. Lineage: Eukaryota; Metazoa; Chordata; Actinopteri; Mugiliformes; Mugilidae. Bases 376 to 2097 code for a protein of 573 amino acids. The transcript is spliced from 14 exons. The record is from RefSeq and is a predicted model, not a curated record.
CAUAUAAGUAUAUAAUAUUACUGAAAGUAUUUUUGUAGGAAGUAUAAAAGUUGUGAUAAUUCCGACGGCGCGUGAAUGCAACGAUUCCUUGGCUCCAGUCUCUUGACUGAGAAGACGCGCAUACGGACAAACCUGAGAGUUCAACAUGGACAACGGGAUGAGAAACUCCGCGUUAACAUACUCAAAUAGAUAACUUUGCGUCGUCUGCGUGUAUCCCCAUCUAAUUACACUACUAUUUAGUAUCAUUUUAUUUUUGUUAUUGUUGAAUAAGUAUUUCGCGUUUGUUUGUUUUUGUUUUUUUUACACAAACUGCGAUAAAAUUCCUGAAUUUAUUUCGGGCCCUUUGCACAUUUUGAGACUGAAGUUGGAGGAACGAUGGCCACCAGAAAGAUGCUUCAUCUCUGCACAGGUCUGGUCCUUGUUCUCCAGUUUCAAACAAGUCUCACGAAGCUAAAAUCUGCUCAUGACCGAGCUGACGCCUACCCUGAGGAACAUUCAUACGGGGUCGCAGAGAACCACAGGUCCAGAGAGACGAGAUGGAAAUCUGGGCCCAGGUCCGGAGCCCCCGGCUGGGCAACAUAUAAGAGGGGCCACUACAGAGACCAGCACCAGCCAGAGGAGUCAGAUCCUGACCUGCUGAUGGAAGAGGGACAUGAUAACGCCACGCAAAUUGUAGACAUUGAUCACGCCUACUACACGUCUAAAAUCCACGGCCCCGGGGACGUGGCUGGUAAAGAGCUGUGGGUCAGCGUCGGUGAUAUGGGGGAGGACGCGUGGAAAGGCCGUGGCUUCCUGUCCAGCGCACACAGACAAGCUGAGAGAGUCAGUCUUUCCUUCGACUUUCCCUUCUAUGGUCAUUUACUAAAAGAAAUCACACUUACAACUGGAGGUUUCAUUUACACUGGAGAUAAAAUCCACCGGAUGCUCACAGCCACUCAGUACAUCGCCCCUCUGAUGGCAAACUUUGACCCCAGCUUGUCCAAAAACUCUACCGUGUUUUACUUCGACAACGGUACUGCGCUGGUGGUCCAGUGGAACCGCGUCCACCUCCACAACACCAGCGUGGGGUCGUUCACCUUCCAGGCCGUUCUGCACAGCGACGGACGGAUUGUUUUUGCCUACAAAGAGAUCCCCGUCGACGUCAGCGACAUCAGCGCAGAGAAUCAUCCUGUCAAAGUGGGUUUGUCAGAUGCUUUUGUGGUGCUUCAUAAGAUAGAGCAGAUUCCCAAUGCCCGUCGGAAAACCAUCUAUGAGUAUCACAAAGUCGACAUCCUCAAGUCGAAAAUCUCCAAUUCUACAGCCGUGGAGAUGCUUCCUCUCCCGACGUGUCUGCAGUUCUCCAGCUGUGGCCCAUGUGUCACUUCUCAGAUCGGCUUUAACUGCAGCUGGUGCAGUCGGCUACAAAGAUGCUCCAGUGGCUUUGACCGGAACCGGCAGGACUGGGUUGACCUCGGCUGCCCAGAAGAGAGACGGGAUCCCAGAUGUCUGCGGACAACAGACGUCACAAACACCUCGUCACGCCACCUGACACACACAACCACUCCUGUUAUAUCAACCGCAGAGCAGCACAACACCUCAGACGUGACCUCCACCCCCCUCAGCAAGACGUCCACCGUCACUAAACCCUCAACCAACAGCAGAAGAACAGCAGCAAGUCAAGAGACUCCAACCAACAAGUCUGCAGACGGUGAUGCAGAGGUCUCUUUUCACAUCAGCGAAGCACCGGAAGACGGGGGCAACACGGGGGAGAGCGACGAGCGGCUGCAAAUUGGCCUCCUGGUGGGCAUCGUCACGGUGAUGGUCGUCAUGGCAGCAGCCGUCUUCGUGUCCGUCUACAUGUACAAUCACCCAACCUCUGACAUCAGCCUCUUCUUCAUAGAGCGACGCCCGACCCGCUGGCCGAUCAUGAAGUUCAGACGGGGCUCCGGUCGGCCUUCGUACGCCGAGGUGGAGGCUCCUGGUCAGGACAAAGAUGGCACGCUGGUCAUCGACCCCAAACAGUCUUUCGUGAUGUCAGACAGAAGAGAGAGCGAACAGAAGGAAGGAUUCAUAGUUCCCGAUCAGAGGGAGCGCUUCCUAGUCUCAGAGAGCUCCUGACCA